UUACAAAUGAUUCUAGUAGGACAGAAGUGACAAGUGAGAGAUCAGAAGCUGAUAAGAUAGUAGAUGGAAUGGAGUUUGGGGACUUGUGCAAUGAGUUUGAGUGUAUAAGUAGUCCGUUGGUGGAAUCAACGGCCAGACAACUUGUUCGUGAUAUCCUAGAACUUAGAGAAGGCAACCGUGCCCUUGGUACUUUUGCCAUUUCCGUUAGAUACAAGGAUCCAGUUAGAAGUUUUACAGGCCGUGAAAAAUACAAGAGACCUUUAUGGGUAACCAAUGCACUAGACAAACCCUCUGUGAGUGUGCAAGAAAUGGUUAUGUUAUCAACCAGUGAGCUAAUUAUCAAGUGGACGAUCAGAGGAAAGCCAAAGUCUUUCAUUGCUGGUAUUGGAGGAGAUUUGGUGAUGAGGAUCAACUCAAAGUUUAUUCUAAACCAGAUUAGUGGCCAAGUGAUUGAGCAUGAAGAGUCAUGGGAUUUAUCAUCUUCAUCAUUCAUUGCUCAGGCAUAUUUCUGGACAUCCCGUCGACUUUUUGCCGCGUCUGAGGGCACGAAAGACUUGGCCGAUCUUGUGAAAAAUCUGUCCAGCAGUUUCCCAAAAGAAAAGCAAAACACGGAUAUUUAUCCAGACCCGUUGGGUGAUCCAACAAAGUUCUUUCAGAGGGACGACAGCUUUCAAAGAGAUGCAUACCAGAUUGCACUCCUUCUGGCAGUUCUGUAUUUCGUUGUACAGUUUUUGAGGACAACCUUGUAAAGCCUGUCUCGCCUAUACUUGUAUUCAUAUGUGUAAUUACCCAUCUUGUACAUGGCAGUAUCAAUUAAAUUUAAGUUUGUUUUGUGAACAAAAAUCGUUUUAUGUCUUAUUUAAAUUGUAUUUCAAUUUGUA
Molecule: messenger RNA, 881 nt
Organism: Morus notabilis
Lineage: Eukaryota; Viridiplantae; Streptophyta; Magnoliopsida; Rosales; Moraceae
Exons: 4
Cellular component (GO): chloroplast
Source: RefSeq, a predicted model, not a curated record